Messenger RNA from Debaryomyces hansenii CBS767, 855 nucleotides. RefSeq names its product Ali1p (gene ALI1). The record is from RefSeq and is a predicted model, not a curated record. Lineage: Eukaryota; Fungi; Ascomycota; Pichiomycetes; Serinales; Debaryomycetaceae. The transcript has a single exon. Gene Ontology annotation, molecular function: NADH dehydrogenase (ubiquinone) activity. The coding region runs from base 1 to 855 and encodes 284 amino acids.
AUGAUUUCCAGUAGAUCAGUUUUGAGAAAAAUUGGUCAAGCUAAUUUAAGAACGGUUUCGUUGAACAGUACCAGAUUAUUUUCCAGCACUUUAAUCAGACAAAAUGAAAAUGAAGAACUUGUAGAUUUAAAUAAAUUACCAAGAAAGGAUCCAGGUGUUCCAAUCGUUCCGUUAGUCAACCCAGUCGACUACUAUAAGGACCAAUCGGAAGAGUUGCAUAAGUUCGGUAAGUACAUCAUGGGAUGUUUACCAAAGUUCAUCCAACAGUUCUCAGUGUGGAAAGACGAGCUUGUGAUUUAUGUUGCACCAUCAGCAUUGAGACCAACAAUGAUGUUCUUGAAGAACCAUACUGCUGCACAAUUUAAGGCGGUGAUGGAUGUGACUGCUGCGGAUUACCCAUCAAGAACCAAUAGAUUUGAUGUUGUGUACAACAUGUUGUCAGUUCGUCACAACUCCAGAAUCAGAGUCAAGACGUACGCCAGUGAAGUCAGUCCUGUUCCAUCUAUUGUUCCAUUGUUCCAAGGUACUAACUGGUUUGAAAGAGAAACGUAUGAUUUGUUCGGGAUCUUUUUCGAAGAUCAUCCAGAUUUGAGAAGAAUUAUGACGGAUUACGGUUUUGAAGGUCACCCAUUAAGAAAAGAUUUCCCUACUACCGGUUAUACUGAAGUCAGAUAUGAUGAAGAAAAGAAGAGAGUUGUUUACGAACCAUUAGAAUUGUCUCAAGCCUUUAGAAACUUCGCUGUUGGUUCUUCUGUUUGGGAACCAGUUGGUGAUGGUAAAGAUUUCACACCGGAAUCGUUUAAAUUACCUACCCCAGAACCAGAACCAACCAAAGAUGACGAUGAUAAAAAAUAA